This is a messenger RNA of Lactuca sativa (garden lettuce), 363 nucleotides long. RefSeq lists its product as uncharacterized. Lineage: Eukaryota; Viridiplantae; Streptophyta; Magnoliopsida; Asterales; Asteraceae. The record is from RefSeq and is a predicted model, not a curated record.
AUGGUUCUCAAGAAGGUAAGUUCUGCUCACGAGAUGUGGAGUGAUCUAGAGAAUCUAUUUCACACCAACAAAGACACAAAGAUCAUCCAAAUCGACAAUGAAUUAUGCACUAUUACUCAAGGUGAUUAUGAUAUGGCUUCUUAUUGUACUCGAAUCAAAUCCAUUACAAACAUGCUUGAUAAUAUUGAUUCUAGUGUUCCUGAAAAGAACAUUGUUAUUUAUACUAUCAAUGGAUUACAUCCCAAGUUUGAGAAUGUUGCUACAAUCAUUUGUCACGGUGAUCAUCUGCCUUCGUUCCUUAAAGUCCGCUCAAUGCUCAUGGAUCAAGAACAACGCCUCAAAACAAACUGCUACACCACCUAA